Messenger RNA from Fusarium tjaetaba, 249 nucleotides. Its product is annotated as pua rna binding domain protein. The coding region runs from base 1 to 249 and encodes 82 amino acids. NCBI's taxonomy places the organism in Eukaryota, Fungi, Ascomycota, Sordariomycetes, Hypocreales, Nectriaceae. The record is from RefSeq and is a predicted model, not a curated record. The transcript has 2 exons.
AUGCCUCUUGUCGUUCCUGGUAUCAACUCAACAUCCGGCGACAAGGCCGAGGAGUGGCAGAACAAGCUUGUCGGCAAGAAGCUCUCCGACGAAGAGACAUCGACCGAGACUGUCUUUGCUAAGCGAGACCUCCCCCAGGAGACACGCAUCAUCGAGCCCGGAAUGAUGGUCACAAAGGACUUCAAGGAGGACAGACUCAACGUUCACCUCAAGGAUGACGGAACUGUUUCACAUGUCGUCAAGGGCUGA